This is a messenger RNA of Strongylus vulgaris, 483 nucleotides long. The record is from the annotation of a GenBank genome assembly. Lineage: Eukaryota; Metazoa; Nematoda; Chromadorea; Rhabditida; Strongylidae.
AUGGAAAUGGAUCCACAUAAUGAGACAGCACUCCAACUAAUAGAUCAUCUCACCAAAGUGACUUUUGAUGCAUUUGAAGCUGGUCUAAAGCCUAGCGAUUUGCGUAACAACACUUUUCAUUCACGUUGGAGUCUGGCAUCAUCGCUAUUUUUUACCACCACUGUACUUACAUCUAUUGGCUAUGGUCAUUUAAUCCCAAUCUCAUCCGAAGGACAAAUACUCUGUAUGUUCUACGCUAUACUAGGGAUUCCUCUUACUUUGAUAACCAUCGCUGAUGUGGCAAAGUUCUUAGCAGAUUUUUUGGGAAAACCUGGAGACAGUCCAUUGGGAGAGGUAUCCGGCUCACGACGUUUCACGGUGCUGCUGAGUCUUUUUGGCUACAUGGCACUAGCCGCUUGGGUCUUCACCUUCUAUGAAUCUGGAUGGUCGUUUUUAGAUUCAUUCUACUUUUGCUUGAUUUCCCUGUCAGACAAGGUUAAUUGA